This is a messenger RNA of Meloidogyne enterolobii, 2171 nucleotides long. NCBI's taxonomy places the organism in Eukaryota, Metazoa, Nematoda, Chromadorea, Rhabditida, Meloidogynidae. The record is from the annotation of a GenBank genome assembly.
UUCUCCGAAACCCGAAGGCUCUACCCCGACAAACCCCAAUCUUCGACGAUCCCACCCCCCGAAGGCUCGGAGUCUACCCUAAUUUAAAGACUGGACUUGGAGUGAAUCGAGAGUCGAUAGUUGACUUUUAUAUCUUUCUUUUACACAUUUUUGGAUUUUUUUCUAAAUUUAAUUUAAUUAAUUCCACCCACUCGAAAACACUCCCUAACACCCCUUCCCAUUUUUUAUUUUUUUAUUUUUAAUCAUUUUAAAUUCUGUCAAAAUUAAUUUUAAUUUAAUAUUUAAUAAAUUAUUUUAACAUAUUAAUUCAUUUUAAAUUUAUUUUUGUUUAAUUAAAUUUUUAAAUAAAUUAAAGUUUUGGUGUUAUUGCUGUUUUUUAGUCGCCUUCCCUUAGUUUUUCUUUCAUAUCUCGACAAUAAGAAGUCGGAUCGCUUUAAUUUUGGUAUUUUCUGAUUCAGCUUGAAGAGGCGCAUCGAAUGAUACCAAAAUUAAAAAUAUCCCACUUUUCUUUGUUGACUUAUAAAUUUAAAUAACUCGAGUAGCUUUUUAGAACAACUAGAAAAAACAGUGUUUAGCCAAGCUACUAGUAACAACACUUGAAAAUGAUUGGAAUUAUACAUACAUUUUCAAACUUUUUAAUUUAUAAACUCCUGUUAAUUAAAUAUUUAUUUAUUUUUAAAUGCCCAUAAAUAAAAUUUCCAACGUGACAAUUUUUUAUUUUUUAAAUUUUGCCUCUUUUUUUUUUAAUUUUAUUCAUUUUCUCGCGUUUUUUAUUCAUUAAUUUAAUUUUAAAAAAUUAAAAAAAUUUUUAUUUUCAGAUCCAAAGCCCUUACCCAACAACCUCUCCUUACACGCGCAUAAUUUUCAUCUUUUUGUCAACAAAUCUGAAGCCCAUUAGAAGGCAAAAAGUAUUAGUGUUGACGACAGUGAGUAGGAGUAGGAAGACAUUGAAAAUCAGCUGCAGCCGAGUGGUAGAGUGAAGAAAAAAGUGUUUGGAAAUUGAAACGGGUAAAAAAGGAUUAAAACGAGUAGAAGCUACAACAUUGUUGUAGUUGACAACAAAUUCAAGCAGUAAUUGCAACACAACAUCAGGUUGUGGAAAAAGUAGUUGACAACUAGUUGGAGCAGUAUCUGCAACACAACAAUAAUUUGGAAAAAUUAGUUGGAGCAGUAACUGUGACACAACUAGAGCCAGUAGAAAGCGUUUAGAAAGAAGAUCAUCUCUAGUAGAAGAACAACUAGAAGAACAACUAGAAGAAUAAACACGAGUAGCUCUUUAGAACAACUAGAAAAACUAUUGUUUAGCCAAGCUACAAGUAACAACAUUUUUUAAUUAUAAAAAUAUUUUUUGUGUUUAUUGUAAAAAAUAUUUUUCUACCAAAAAAAGUGCUAAACAACUGACUAUUUUGAAAAAAAAAUUUUUUUUGGACUUUGAAGGACACUGAAAAAAAAUUUUUUUAAUUGCAAAAACUCGUUUUUCUUUCUAUCCACGUGAAGAGUAAAAGAAGGACCGAAAGCAAUAACAACUUUUUAAAGAAGAAAAAAUAGAAGAAGAAAAAAAUGUUCUUUUUCGACGAGGACAGAGAUGAUGGACAGCAAAUGGAUGUGAAAAACAACAACAACAAUUCUCAAAUUUAUCAUGAUUUUGCUAUUCCACAAUUUAAUAGUAGAGGAGGAAUGGUGGCGUCGACAACUGCUGCGAUAAAAGGUGUGUGAGUGUGUGUUUACUAAAAAAAAAUUUAUUUUUUUUUGAGUGAGUAGGGGGCCUCACUUUAAGAGAUACAAUCUUUAAGGGCUGAAAAAAUGUUUUUCUAUAAUGAGGUUAUUUUAAAUUGAGGGGGUUGCUUAGAGGGGGAGGAGGUAUCACUUAAACGGCCCUCCUCUCAUCAAUUUCCAACCAAUUUUAGAAGAACGUAUCUUAAAUCAGUGUGGAUCUACUGUUGAGUUUCUCUUAUAGUGAGGUCCGAUUCUGUAUAUUGUUGUAUUUAUAUUGUUUGUCUUUAGGUGUUUUGAAGUUUUAUGUAGAGCUCGGCACGGAACGGGACCCUGUCCCGGAAUCCCGGGUUUUCAGCGAAAAACGGGAUAUACUGGAUUAAUCUCACGGGAUCCCGUCCCGUUCAAAAUUUUUAAACUUAAUCCCGUUACGGGAUCCCGAGAAUGCGAUUUUGUCG